Carassius carassius (crucian carp) is the source of this 1165-nucleotide messenger RNA. Its product is annotated as gastrula zinc finger protein XlCGF8.2DB-like. Gene Ontology annotation, cellular component: transcription regulator complex; PcG protein complex. The record is from RefSeq and is a predicted model, not a curated record. The transcript has a single exon. Lineage: Eukaryota; Metazoa; Chordata; Actinopteri; Cypriniformes; Cyprinidae. Gene Ontology annotation, biological process: regulation of transcription by RNA polymerase II. Gene Ontology annotation, molecular function: RNA polymerase II cis-regulatory region sequence-specific DNA binding; DNA-binding transcription factor activity, RNA polymerase II-specific. Bases 14 to 1165 code for a protein of 383 amino acids.
CAUCUUAGACCUGAUGGUGCUGAAAGAGGAGAGUCAAGAACCAACUGAAAUUGAAAAGAGAAAUCCACAUAAGAAUCAACAUGAUUUUAUAACUGGAGAAAAAUCUUUUAGUUGCUCACAGAUUGAAAUAACUUCAAGAAAUAUGGAUCAAAGUACGGAAAGGAGUAGUUAUUGCACCUGCCAACAGUGUGGAAAGUGUUUCAGUAAAACAUGUAUUAAAAAACACAUGAGAGUUCACACAGGAGAGAAGCCUUAUGUAUGCCCUCAGUGUGGAAAGUGUUUCAGUCAAAAAGUAACUCUAAAAAGCCACAUUAGAAUUCACACCGGAGAGAAGCCUUAUGUGUGCCCUCAGUGUGGAAAGAGUUUCACUCAUCCUGCAAACCUUAGAAGUCACAUGAGAGUUCACACUGGAGAGAAGCCUUAUACCUGCCAACACUGUGGAAAGGCUUUCAGUCAAAAAGGAACUCUUAAACGACAUAUUAGAAUUCACACUGGAGAGAGGCCUUACGUAUGCCCUCAGUGUGGAAAGAGUUUUACUCAUCCUGGAAACCUUGCAGGCCACAUUAGUGUUCACACUGGAGAGAAGCCUUAUGACUGCCAACACUGUGGAAGAAGUUUCAGUCGGAAAAGAAGUCUUAACUCCCACAUGACAGUUCACACUGGAGAGACCCUUUUCACCUGCCAACAGUGUGGAAUAAGUUUCACUCAAAAAGUAACCUUUAACAGACACUUGAGAAUUCACAAUGAAGAGCUGCCUUACACAUGUGAUCAGUGUGGAAAGAGUUUUGAUCAACAUGAAAACCUUGAGGUCCAUUUGAGCAUUCAUAGAAGGAAACCCUACACAUGCCCUCAGUGUGGAAAGUGUCUCGGACAGAAACGAUACUUAAAAGACCACAUGAGAAUUCACUCUGGUGAGCAACCCUACACCUGCCCUCAAUGCGGAAAGAGUUUCAAUUAUAAACUACACUUUGAAGACCACAUGAGAAUUCACACUGGAGAGAAGCCUUUCACCUGCCAAAAAUGUGGGAAAAGUUUCUGCCGGAAAGGAAACCUUAACAGGCACAUGAGAGGUCACACUGGAGAGAAGCCAUUUUUAUGUGGUCACUGCGGAAAGAGUUUCAGUUUUAAAUCAGCCCUUAAGUAUCACAUGAGUUUUCACAUGUGA